AUGACCGAAUCAUCCGAAGAAAUCGCCACGGGGGUCGAAUUCCUAGCCAAAACAGCUCACAUCAUCGAUAGCAUCAGAACAAACCUUCGACAUAAUCGACUUGACCGGAAAGAAUUUCAGAGACUACUCGGCUUAUAUUCGAAUCGUGCCGAGUCAGAUGGGAGAAUCAUGAAUGCCGCAAGACAAGAACCUCACUGCGCCAACCGUGGUCUAUUCCUCGCUUACAACCACAUGGAGUUGAUAUCUUGGUUAAAUCAAAAGAAUUACACCAUUCCCGCAACUUCGGUGAAGUGGUACAAUUGGAAGCAAUUUCGGGGGCAAAAUCGAAUCCCGCCAUUUUGGAGCUCGUCGGCGACCAUGGAGCUUCAAGCAUUGAUGUCGAACAUUGAGCGCACAGCUGCAUUGGUUUGUGCGGAUCUGAAGGCCCAUAAUGUAAGUCAGAUGAUUUGA
Messenger RNA from Penicillium verhagenii, 450 nucleotides. Its product is annotated as glyoxalase family protein. Bases 1 to 450 code for a protein of 149 amino acids. The record is from RefSeq and is a predicted model, not a curated record. The transcript has a single exon. Lineage: Eukaryota; Fungi; Ascomycota; Eurotiomycetes; Eurotiales; Aspergillaceae.